GAAAGACAUUUUUAAAACCUAUUAGAGCCGUUUUGCUAUUAUUUUACAUUUUUUCGAAUGCAAAGUUAUACCUAUUCUAUUAUCGAUCAAUUGUAUUUUAAGUUCUCAAGCACACAAAAAAUUAAUCCAUACAUAACUCGAAUUCUGAGUUUCAACUAGAACCUUAUGUUACAUUAUGUCGUCUAUGAACAAGAAAUGAAAAAAAAUGUAUAAAAAGAAGAGCGGAAAUAGCGCGCUCGAAAGAGCUAACAAUUUGCUCAAAUCAUCAGGUGCAAGGGGUAAUAAUUUGCGUAAACCAUCUGCGCUAGACGAUGACGAUGACGAUGCAGCAUUAGAUUCAUAUUUGAAAUCUCUAAAGAACGAACCUAAAAAAACUACUCAAGAGUCAGAAAUAAGUGGAUUGAGCGACAUAUCUAUAUCUGAAAGUGAAAAGUUUAACAUUCCGCAACCAAUGACCAAUAAGUUCCUCAAAAAGAAACCUGCAUCUGACACCAAUAAAAAUACUUCCUUAUCAUCUGGUCAGAAUGCAAAGAAACCAAUAGCAGGAAAUUUAAAAUCAUAUUCAGCACUUUCCACCUUGCAAAAAUUUUCUCAAAAAUAUGGAAAAUCUAAAGUUUCUACAGGAGAUCAAAGUCAAAGAAAACAAAAAAUAAGUGACACUGACUCAGAUAUAGACAUAAGUGAAGACUCGGAAGUACUAAGGGAUAUGAAGGAACUGAAAGCUAGCAAACAAAAAAUAAAGGAAAAUUUAACACAACCUUCACAGCAUUCGUUUUUCGUAGACUCACCUUCAGGUUUUAAGGAUGACAUAAGUUCCAGUUCAAGUGAUUUUGGAAAAGGUGCUAAAUUUCUAAAGAAAAAGCCAGCGGUUAUUGAAUCGCCAAAAACUACCCAAAAGAAAUUUAUUAAAACGGAAAUUCCUACUGCAAAACCAGAACCAAAAAAAAAGAGAUCUCUAUUUGAAUUGGAGAGUGCUAAGAAGCAUCAAACGGCCGUAAUGUUAGAUACUGAUGAGGAGAGUAUGGCCGCUUAUCUAAACGAAUUAUCUUCCAGUAGAGGACCUAAAAGUCUUAAGAGCGCCAGCUCUUCUCAGGCAAUAGAUUCAAUAAGAGAAGAUUAUGAUGAAGCGGAAUCUAUUGAUAGUAAUGAUAGCUUUAGAGGUAAAAUUGUUGACCUAGCUGAAUUGGACUACGAGGAACCGGAACAAGAUUGGCCAGGUAAUCGAAUUGAAAAGACAAAAAAAUCGGAAAAGAAGAGGCAAAAUAAACCAGAAAGGGAUGUUUUUGAAAAAUUAAAUAUUCAAACUAUAGAUGAUACUGAUGAGAUUGAUGAAGAUAUUGGAUUCUCUCCACCCCUUAAAGGAAUUUUGACAACACCUAGGACUCCUCGAUCAAAAAGAAAUCAAAGAUUAUCUUUUACGGACAUUAGUCAUAGGUCACGAUCUCCAAGUCCAGAAAUAGUACUCACUGCUCGGCCUGAUUCUGUUACUGAAGAAAUCUACACAGAAGACUUUGAUAAAUCUGUUACAUCGAUUCAUACCGAAUCGGAGGAGGAGAAUAUAACUUCAAUUCAAACUGAAACGAGAUCUAGGAGUAAACGCGACUCCCUUGGCGGAUAUUCGGAUGAUUUUAGCGACGAAACAUUUUCAAGGAGACGGAGAAAUUCCUCCGCCUCUGAUAGGUCUAGAAGUAGGAGUUACACUCGCUCAAGGUCCUAUUCAGACGAUUUCACUAACACUGAAGAUUAUAGCUCUGACGAAGACUCAACUCUUAGAAGUAGACGAAGACUAUCUCGUAGUUCGUCGUACGAGAGUUAUUCCUCUCACGCUUCCAGUACAUUAAGCUACUCAUCUUUCAUAACAGAUAGAUCUUCCAGUCGAAGUCCUUCACCCCGGCUAGCAAAGCGACCAAGUAAAAGUCUUAAAACGAAAUCGGUUAAAAUUCAAACUGGAGAAAUUCCCGGUCUAUUAUAUCAUUGGAAUAAUGGUCCAUCUGAUUAUAGUUUCCUGACUGGGAAAAGUCGUUUACCUACUGGAACUUAUCACAUUAAUCCAGAAAAGUUGGAGGCAUUAACUAAUCACAAUCCUGCAGAAGUUCUCAUUAAUUCACUAGUAAAACAACAGUUAAUCUUAGCCGCAAACAUGGCGGAUUUAUUAAAAACCCGUCAUAGGUAUGCUGUAGAAAAUACCCAGGCUACUUACUCUUAUACUACAUUAGCUGAAACAAAAAAGUAUAUCGCUUCAAAGCGCAAAAAACGCUUAACUUACGAAGAAGCCUUAAGAGAGGUCAAAGAAGAAAUGGGCUUAGAUUUAAAAACAGAAGAAUCGGAGUGCUCAAAGUGUCAAAGACGACGAAGAAACUCAAAAUCGACAGAAAAGAGAGAUAGAAAACAAAAAUCAAGGAAAAAAUCUAAGCGAGAUUAUAUUGACAAAAUUCAAAAAGAAAUUGAACAAAAUUAUGAUAAUAAUAAGAUGGAUUUUUCCAAGCUAAUCCAGGAAAAAUUGGAUAAAGUGGACCCUAUUGAAAAUAGUAAAAGUAACAGUUUAGAACAGUUAAGAACUGUAUCUAGUGAAGGAUUCCUAAUGGAAAAAUCCCAAGAAGCGACAACUCAAAGUAGAGUUAUUGUACAAAGUAAUGGAAGUUCUAAAGGCGGAAUUUCUAUACAAAAAAUUCAUAGCGAACAGGAUGAAACAAAUCAGAAGAAAGAGGUUGAAGAUAAAACAAUAUCAGAGGAUUUUGUUGUCUCUGAAGCGAGUAAAAGUGAAUCGGAUGUGAAAAUUGAAUCAGAUGGAAUCAAAGAAAGUGAAAGCGAAAGUCCAGAACGUAAAUCUACAACAACUGAUGAAGAGCAAAAAGAAAAUUCAAGUACAUCAAUGAAUACAACCGAAUCUAGUGAAGAUAAAUUCAAAAAUGUUAAUUUCGAAUUCGAUAUGGAUAAUUCUGAUUUUUAA
Molecule: messenger RNA, 2950 nt
Organism: Dimorphilus gyrociliatus
Lineage: Eukaryota; Metazoa; Annelida; Polychaeta; Dinophilidae
Source: the annotation of a GenBank genome assembly